GUCCGCAUCGGGGGUCGUUAAGGAGGCCAUCCGGAGUGUUGCGGCGGCCGUAGGCAGCCCGAUGGUCAGGUUGUGGAGGAACUCCAAACCCGACCUCGAGGAGAUGCGGAGAACCCUUGUCCUGCUGGAGGCCGGCUUGAGAGACGCCGAGCGGCGGUCCAGGGACGAGGAGGCGGUGCGUUUGUGGCUACAACAGGUCAAGGCCGUCGCUCGCGACAUCUCGGCGCUCUCGAACAGCCGCCGCCGCCGUCGUGGAAGGGUUUUUGCAAAACUUAGUUUGGUUAAGAAGAUAGAAAAGCUAAAGGAGAAACUGAAGGCAGUGGAAGAGAAACGCCAUAUAUUUGGUUUCACCUUCCAUAACAGCUCAACUAUUGAGGAUACAUAUGCUAAAAGGGAAACAAUAGCAUGUGUUGAUGAUGAAUUUACAAUUGUUGGUCGAUCAAGAGAGAAAGAGGAGAUAGUAAGGACUCUAUUGCAGUCCGAAAGUAAAACGACUAUUCUUCCCGUCCUUGGUCUUGGCGGAAUGGGUAAGACCACUUUGGCAAAACUAGUCUUCAGUGAUAGCAGAAUGCAAGAUUUUGAGAGGAGGGCAUGGGUACAUGUUUCCCAAAAGUUUAAUAUGCUAAGAAUAGUAAAAGCUGUUAUAUCUCAAUUUGAAGGGACUGCUGAUGGCUUUGAUGAUCUGCAGUCUCUGUACAAUCAACUAGAGAAAAUUUCUAGUGGCAAGAAGUGCUUAAUUGUGCUGGAUGACUUGUGCGAGAGUGACAUUGAACUGUUGCGCAAACUGAAAUUAAUGGCGAACUGUGGAAAAGAGAGGAGAAUGGUUAGGAUAAUUGUAGCAACUCGUAUUGAAGCAAUUGCACAUGAAUUGUCUACAGUUAGUCCUUAUAAAUUGAGGCCUUUAUCGAAUGAUGACUGUUGGAAUGUGUUCGAACAAAUUGCUUUUCAGUGGAAAAAUGAAGGAGAUCUGCAUGUGCUAGAAGCUAUUGGAAGAGACAUUGCUAUUAAGUGCAAAGGUUUACUCAUGGCAGCUCAUGCUGUUGGAUCCAUGCUUCAUAAUAAAAAUGUUGACUUUUGGAAAGCUGCCAGAGAUAGUAACACUUGGGAUCAAUGUUCUUCUCACAUCGAUGUCUUGCCGUCGUUGAGGUUGAGUUAUGAGCAUAUGCCAUCUUAUUUGAAAUCAUGCUUUGCCUACUGUGCCAUUUUCCAAAAAGGUUCCACCAUAGACAAGGACAAACUAAUUCAACAGUGGAUGGCUCUUGACUUCGUUAAACCAUCCCUACCAACCUUGUCUCCCAAAGCACAAGCAGAGGAAUAUCUAACAGAGCUUUUGGCAAUAUCUCUUCUUCAAAACUCAGUAUCUUCCAUGGUGAUUUUCAAGCGUGUCUGGGUGUGUAUGAAGGCAUCCAUGCUCGUGUGUGUACUUGACAUACAAUUUUGCACACUUUUACGUACUUUCAACCAUUUAUAAUAUCUAAUAAGUCAUAGCUCACUACAGAUGAGUUUCCAUUUCUGAUAAUGGGUGGUGGAGUUUGUACUAUUUAAUAUUGUUUCAUCCAGUAAAAACAAACUUGGUUCAACCUUCACCUGAU
Triticum dicoccoides is the source of this 1592-nucleotide messenger RNA. RefSeq names its product putative disease resistance protein RGA3. Gene Ontology annotation, molecular function: ADP binding. NCBI's taxonomy places the organism in Eukaryota, Viridiplantae, Streptophyta, Magnoliopsida, Poales, Poaceae. The transcript has 2 exons. The coding region runs from base 62 to 1471 and encodes 469 amino acids. The record is from RefSeq and is a predicted model, not a curated record. Gene Ontology annotation, biological process: defense response to other organism.